AUGAGCUAUCAGCAGCCACAGCUGAGGGGUCCUCUGCAGAGAGAGACAGACUCGAGUGACAGAGAAAGCCUGGUCUCCAGACAUGAACACCGAGGGAAAUCAAGUCUGUCUGCAGCUGUUUUCAACGUAGUCAAUUCUGUUAUAGGAUCUGGGAUAAUAGGAUUGCCUUAUUCAAUGAAGCAAGCUGGAUUUCCCUUGGGAAUACUGCUUCUAUUCUGGGUCUCAUAUAUCACAGACUUUUCCCUAGUUUUAUUGAUAAAAGGAGGAGCCCUCUCUGGAACAGACUCCUACCAGUCUUUGGUUAGCAAGACCUUUGGCUUUCCAGGGUACCUGCUGCUCUCUACCCUGCAGUUUAUGUACCCUUUCAUAGCUAUGAUAAGUUACAACAUAAUAACUGGAGACACUUUGAGCAAAGUUUUUCAAAGACUCCCAGGAGUCGAUCCUGGAAGCUGGUUUAUUAGUCGACACUUCAUUAUUGCAGUUUCAACGGUUACAUGUACUCUGCCAUUGUCGCUGUACCGAGAUAUAGCAAAGCUUGGGAAGAUCUCUUUCAUCUCUACAAUUUUAACAUCUGUAAUUCUUGGAAUUGUAAUGACAAGGGCCAUUUCCUUGGGGCCAAACAUACCAAAGACAGACAAUGCUUGGGUAUUUGCAAAGCCCAAUGCCAUCCAGGCUGUUGGGGUGAUGUCUUUUGCGUUCAUUUGCCACCAUAACUGCUUCCUAGUCUAUGGUUCUCUCGAAGAGCCCACGGUAGCGAAGUGGCGCCGGAUCAUCCACACAUCCAUCUUGGUUUCUGUAUUCAUCUGCGUGCUCUUUGCUACGUGCGGGUACCUUACGUUUACGGGCUUUACUCAAGGAGACCUGUUUGAAAAUUACUGCAGAAGUGAUGACCUGGUGACCUUUGGAAGGCUUUGCUAUGGUAUCACUGUCAUUUUGACUUACCCGAUUGAAUGCUUUGUGACCCGAGAGGUAGUCGCCAAUGUGUUUUUUGGUGGGACUCUUUCAUCAGUGUUCCACACCAUCUUAACAGUGGUGAUCGUUACUGCAGCCACGCUGGUAUCAUUGCUGAUUGAUUGCCUUGGAAUAGUUUUAGAACUCAAUGGUGUGCUCUGUGCGGCUCCUUUGGUUUUUAUCAUCCCCUCUGCGUGCUAUCUGAAGUUAUCUGAAGAACCGAGGACACACUCAGAUAAGAUAAUGGCCUGCAUCUUGUUUCCCGUUGGGGCGGUGGUGAUGGUGGCAGGCUUCGUCAUGGCUAUCACAAAUCCUCAGGACUGCACCCACGGGCAGGAAAUGUUCUACUGCUUUCCUGGCAACGCCUCCCUCGCGAACAUCUCCUGGUCUCAUCUUCAACUGACAGCACAGCGUUCCUUUCGGAACCUCAGCACCUUUCAGUGAGCCGGCUGCUUUAAACAAC
Messenger RNA from Apodemus sylvaticus (European woodmouse), 1414 nucleotides. It is a transcript of the gene Slc38a11, whose product is annotated as solute carrier family 38 member 11. The transcript is spliced from 12 exons. The record is from RefSeq and is a predicted model, not a curated record. The coding region runs from base 1 to 1395 and encodes 464 amino acids. Gene Ontology annotation, biological process: amino acid transmembrane transport. NCBI's taxonomy places the organism in Eukaryota, Metazoa, Chordata, Mammalia, Rodentia, Muridae. Gene Ontology annotation, molecular function: amino acid transmembrane transporter activity.